Callithrix jacchus (white-tufted-ear marmoset) is the source of this 2029-nucleotide messenger RNA. The record is from RefSeq and is a predicted model, not a curated record. NCBI's taxonomy places the organism in Eukaryota, Metazoa, Chordata, Mammalia, Primates, Cebidae.
ACAGGGUAUUGCUCUUCUUCUCUUCUUCUUUUUUAUUUUUAUUUUUUAUUUUUUGAGACGGAGUUUCACUCUUGUUACCCAGGCUGGAGAGCAAUGGCACGAUCUCGGCUCACCGCAACCUCCGCCUCCUAGGUUCAGGCAAUUCUCCUGCUUCAGCCUUUUGAGUAGCUGGGAUUACAGGCACACGCCACCAUGCCCAGCUAAUUUUUUGUAUUUUUAGUAGAGACGGGGUUUCACCAUGUUUACCAGGAUGGUCUCGAUCUCUUGACCUCGUGAUCCACCCGCCUCAGCCUCCUGAAGUGCUGGGAUUACAGGCGUGAGCCACCGCACCUGGCCUCUUCUCUUCUUCUUAAUCUUCCUGUCUGGGCUGACUUCAGAGACUUUGUGGCCCUGAGGCCUAUUAAGGAUGACACAGUAUCAGUGGAAUUGAUCAAAAACCUCCCUGUCCACAUCUUGCCCAAUGGGGAAUCUUUCACCAAAAAGCUCACCAGUGUUUUCCACAGAGAUACAAGUUCUGAGCCCUCGGAGUUCCCAGUGGAUUCAAAAAAGGAAGUGGGAACAAGGUUGGAUACCUACUUCUGAGCUUGAACAUCACAGCUAUCAGCUAUCACAAAUAUGAAACAAAAUCUCUGCACAACAGAGUAAGCUCUUAAGUUCAUGGGGUGCCUGGGCUGCAUUUGAAUGUCAUUUCCCCUCCACAUUUUCCUAUCACAUAAAAGACUUUGGCUGGUGAAGCUGCCAUCUGUUAAUACUAAAAUUCCAAAAUAAGAUUCUGUUUGGAAUAUCCCUUUUUAUGCUUCUUAAUUACUAGCAGCAAAUGUUCAUUCUUAGGGGGUCCUAACCUAAGAACAGAUGUAAUCCUCUUUAUUCAUUUUUUAAAUACCUUUUCUAUUAUCUGUCAACCAUGUAUAGAGAAAAUUGCUACAGUAAUGUUUGGUUUCAGAUGAUGAACUAAGUCCGUACCCUGUUAAGAAUUGGUGGAGGGCAUUUGGUCAGUGGGGACCCACGCGGGUUCAACAUGUGUAUGGAGAAGGGUUAUUUCCGUUCCAGGCCCAUCUACCCUGGCCACGGCAUGAUGUUCGUACGCAAUGAUUGCAAGGUGUUCAGAUUUUGUAAAUCUAAAUGUCAUAAAAACUUUAAAAAGAAGCACAAUCCUCGAAAAGUUAGGUGGACCAAAGCAUUCCGGAAAGCAGCUGGUAAAGAGCGUCCAGAGGAUAAUUCAUUUGAAUUUGAAAAGCGUAGAAAUGAACCUAUCAAAUACCAGCGAGAGCUAUGGAAUCAAACUGUUGAUGCAAUGAAGAGAGCUGAAGAGAUCAAACAGAAACGCCAAGCUAAAUUUAUAAUGAACAGACUGAAGAAAAAUAAAGAGCUACAGAAAGCUCAGGAUAUCGAAGAAGUCAAGCAAAACAUCCAUCUUAUCCGAGCCCCUCUGGCAGGCAAAGGGAAGCAUUUGGAAGAGAAACUGGUACAGCAGUUGGAAGAGGAUGUGGACAUGGAAGACGCUUCUUAAAAAUCUCUGUAAACAUUUCUUUUAUGUGCAUUUGAAAAUGCCCUUUGGAAACUUGGAACUGCUAGGUUAUUAGUUUAUUUUUUACAUAAGGUUACUUAAAUGAAAAGUGAUUAAAAUAUAUCUUUUCUACAUUGCCAUCUAUAAAACAUCAGAUAUUACUGAUGUUAUACUGCAUCUCAGUGUUAAAUCUUCACUGACAGAUGUACUUAUGCAAAUCAUGAAAAUUCUGCUUAUAACUAUAGAAGUGAAUUGUGAAUGUAAAAUGCUUAUUCCAUUUGGAUAAUGGCACAAGGCAGCCUUUGUAUAAUAAGUAAUGGCAAAAAUUCAUGGUUAGUGAUGUAUAAAAUAAUAUAUUCUUUGCAGUAAAAUAUUCCCUUUAUUAAUGUUAUAGAAGAGGGAAUAUGAUAAGGAAAUAACAAUUUGUAUGACAGUGUCAAGUACUAUUUUGAUUUUAGUACUUCCUGUUUUGGUUUAUUUGCAUCUCAGAAGAGCAUAAUGAAAUUGUUUGAUGAAGCCUAA